This is a messenger RNA of Eucalyptus grandis, 1208 nucleotides long. Its product is annotated as prosaposin. NCBI's taxonomy places the organism in Eukaryota, Viridiplantae, Streptophyta, Magnoliopsida, Myrtales, Myrtaceae. Gene Ontology annotation, biological process: sphingolipid metabolic process. The coding region runs from base 194 to 820 and encodes 208 amino acids. Gene Ontology annotation, cellular component: lysosome. The transcript is spliced from 6 exons. The record is from RefSeq and is a predicted model, not a curated record.
AUUUGAUAAAAAUGGUGCAGAACGGACGGUUGACUGGCUCCGGCUUUGGCUUUGGCUUUGGCUUGACUUUCGCUUUCUUCAUGAUCCAUUCCCCUUGAUCGCCGACCACCUCUCGUCGCCGUCGCUCAAGGUAUCAUGGGUGUGAAGAUAGGAUUCCUGUUUCUUCUUGUUUUGAGUGGUCUUGCAGCCCUCGAUGCUAGGCAACUACCGCAGCAAUCUUGAAGCUAUCCAGUACCACAUGCUGGAAAAGGGAAGUUCAACGAAUGGAUAUAUGUGCGAGUGGUGCGAGGAGUACGCCGAAUUGGCACUCAAAUAUCUGGCUGAGAAUAAAACUCAAUCUGAAAUAGUUGAACUUCUUCACUUGACCUGCUCCCAAGUUCCGGUUUUCAAGGCAGAGUGCGUUGUUCUAGUGGAUUACUAUGCUCCAAUCUUCUUCCUAGAGCUUUCUACAAUUCAACCUGAAGAGCUCUGCAAGGAUAUCUCCGCCUGCAAAUUAGCGGCAAGAGUUUCUCCAAAGCUUAAGGAAGAUAGCUGUGAAUUUUGCCAUGAUGCUGUUUCACAAGUCUUGGAUAAGUUGAAAGACCCUGAUACACAGAUGGACAUAAUUGAACUACUCCUGAAGGCUUGUGAUUCCCUUCAGAGCUACGAGGACAAGUGUAAGAAGAUGGUCUUUGAGUACGGGCCACUAAUUCUUGGCAACAUGGAACAAAUUCUGGAGGGAGCUGAUGUUUGCAGUUUGUUGCAUUUGUGCACCGCCACCGAAAUCAAAAGUGAAGAAUCAGUACCCACCAAGGAGAUGCCGUUACUAUCCGACUCUUGAAGCAUCGUCAUGCAGGAUGCAUAGUUCAUUUAUGUCCUAAAAUGUCUGUUUCACUCGCCAUCGAUACGUACGAUCACAACCCUACACUAGUGUCAUUACUCGUGACCGGAUAGAGCUGGAAAUGAAACCCUAAAAGGACCGAUGCAUGCCAGAUGGACAUUGGAACGUGUUGUCUGGUGGCGUUGGUUAAUGGUUGCUGCGAUCACUAGUGCUGUAACACCUAGCAUCGUCGAAGUUCUACUUUUGUUUACUUACUAUGUUUGUCAUACAAUAGCCGUAUCUGUCGGACAAAAGAACCUCGAUGGAACUACUUACAUUAUGGUUAGCCAUUGCUGCUAUGUGUGCGCGUUUGUUUGUAUAUAUAUAGUGGUCAGUUUGUGUUCCCUUA